This is a messenger RNA of Mizuhopecten yessoensis (Yesso scallop), 2066 nucleotides long. RefSeq names its product limbic system-associated membrane protein-like. Lineage: Eukaryota; Metazoa; Mollusca; Bivalvia; Pectinida; Pectinidae. The record is from RefSeq and is a predicted model, not a curated record. The coding region runs from base 814 to 2040 and encodes 408 amino acids. Gene Ontology annotation, cellular component: neuron projection. The transcript has 9 exons.
UUUAAAUGUUAAUUGCAUUUGUAUUGUGUCAUUCCUACUGGUGAAUGCUUCAUCCGCUUGACUGGUGUUUCUGAGGAUAGCAAGCAGAUCAUCAUAUAUAAGGGACGUGGUGAUGUAGAACAGGGCACGAUGUAUGAUUAUCACGUAUAACCAGUAGUCAGUGCUGUACUGUCUGGCAGUGUGUGUAUACCUCACAACCGUGACUAGCUAGAAGCGAUUCGCUACCGUUUUGAUACGUUAGUACAUAUAUCUAUAACUGACAUAACAUAUGUACGUAGACUAUACAUGAUACCAGUACUAGGAGUAUCUACAGAAGACUUGGCGUUACAUUUGCCAGAAGCGAGUCCACCGCAGUUAGAAGUACUCCCGAGGAGACCCCGAACAUGUGCAUCACAUCCUGAUUAGUCUUGAUGGAUGGGUAGUCGUCCUGUCCAGCCGAUGAAUGAAUGGACGUCCUGGAAACGUCUAAGUCGGAUCUAUGUCAAAUAUUGACCAAUUUUCAUAGUGUUCUAUCUGGAUUAUAAACACCAUCACUGUCCAGGAUAUUGUUGGUGCUAUAAGGAGAGGUACAGAAGUGGUCAAUACGUUGUGUUUACAUUAGAAACAAACCUUCUGCUCUAUUUGCAUCUUACUACCAACCAGAUAAAACGUUUUUUCCUGUAUACUACCGUCUCAACACAUUUCUUCCUAAAUAUCACUAGAUAACACUUGGCGCUGGAAUUACAUUGUUAGUGUUGGGUUUCAGGGUCGGUAUCUGUACACAUGGAUUCUACCAGAGUUAGCCUCACAUCCUAGGACUAAACAGACCCAGUCAUGUGGAGUGUGCUAUGUUUACUGCCUUUACUAUUACCAGUGGUAGCCGGAAGUAGUGGUCCUUCCCUGGAUCAGAACCCGAUUACAGUUAACCUUAUAGCAGGUUUCACGGCCGUCCUACCUUGUACAGUCAAAAACAAGGAUCCAGCAACAAGGGUACUAUGGAUCGGUCCGUCAGGCAAUCUAUUGACGAUGAACGAAAUCACGAGAACGUCAGACAAAAGAAUAAGUCUGCGCAGUCCGUACGAGGACGAUUGGAACCUGCGAAUUGAGCAGGUCAAGUACAGCGAUCGGGGGGACUACAAGUGUAAACUGGCGACCAGCCCGGUACAGAUCAAGGUGGCAACGCUUAAUGUAUUACUAUCGCCAAAAAUUUUGACGGAGUACUCCAGCAGGGAUAUGGUAGUUCGGGAGGGUUCGGACCUUGACCUGGUGUGUAAUGCUACCGGUGUUCCGCUUCCAGACAUCACGUGGUACCGAAAACAAAAGGACACGCCGAAUGCUAAAACACAUUUGGGAACAGGAAACAAAGAUCAGCUGUUGAUAUCUAACAUCACACGUGACGAGGCGGGAAUCUACGAAUGUGUCGCGCGCAAUGACGUCGAACCAUCAGAUACGAUUUCUAUCAAAGUUGAUGUACAAUUUGCCCCAGAAAUUGAUAUCGGACUUGAAACACUAAGUCAGAAAGUUGGCAAAAGCACUGCCAUAGAAUGCAGAAUCACAGGGUUCCCAAUGGAGGUCGCCGUCUGGCGGUACAAUGGUGUUGAUAUCGAGGAGAGGACGUGGAAAUAUGAGCCGUUCGUGUACCAGAGAGAGGAAAAUAAGAUACUGUUAAGUCUAGAGAUAAGGGACCUGAGCCCCAGUGACUUUGGUGUUUACACGUGUUUUGCCAGUAACGUACUUGGGUCUGCUAAUAAGACAACACUUUUAACAGAAUUGAAGGUAACUACGCCGUUGGCGCUGGAAUCCAAGCCUACAACGACACCAGUUAAUUUUACUACCAGUACGACACGGGGGACUACUUCCACUGUUACACCGGACCCGAACCUAACCAGUACAACGUCGAGUAGUGGCGGUAUUGUGAUGCCAAAUACAGAUUCGCCAGACGGACCUGCCUACACCUUAAAUCCACCGGGAAAAGAAGACCAGAAUAACAGUUGCUCGACAUUCCGGUACCAGAGUUGGACGUUUCUGCUUCUUGUUAUUCCAUAUGUUACUUUUAUAUGACUAAAGUAAGAAUUCACAAAAUCUAC